Messenger RNA from Scatophagus argus, 6256 nucleotides. RefSeq names its product AT-rich interactive domain-containing protein 3B-like. Gene Ontology annotation, biological process: regulation of transcription by RNA polymerase II. The transcript has 9 exons. Gene Ontology annotation, molecular function: DNA binding. The record is from RefSeq and is a predicted model, not a curated record. Gene Ontology annotation, cellular component: nucleus. Lineage: Eukaryota; Metazoa; Chordata; Actinopteri; Scatophagidae. The coding region runs from base 299 to 2119 and encodes 606 amino acids.
GUUACCACAGCGCUCUCCGAGAUAUGAGAUCGGGCCGUUUUCCAGUCGUCCCCCGUUUCUAUUAAAGAAGAAAAACGCGAAUAAUCCGAGGGGAAAGAGAGAGAGAAACACAGGCACCUUUGGAGAGUUCGCCCUGAAGAGAGCAUACAGCGCAUUUCUGCUGGCGGAUCAGUCGCAGUCUGCUGCGGUGCAUGCACAGUAUUUCUCCCCCCGUGCGCGCGCGCGUGUGUGUGUUUACAAGUGUUUGAACCAGUGCCACAGACGAGGGAAGAAGGAGGAUAAAGCCACGGAAGGAGGGAUGAUGGAUAAUUCAGGCAGUAGUAAGGCACAGAUGCCCAGCAUGUCUCAGGAGCCUGGUGUGGCCUUUCCUCAGAACACCUCGACAGGGGGGAUGAAGCUGGAGGCAGUAAUGGAGCAGCUCCAGCGUCAGCAGCAGGCCAGACUGGAAAUGGAGCGCAAAGAAAGGAAGCUGCGAGAGGCCCAUAUCAUGUAUGCUCAGCAGGUUGCUGCCCAGCAGGCCAUCCUGGCAGCUGCCCGGGCUUCUGGGGCCAGUUUCAUGGGCAAAGGCCUGGCUGGAGGGGUCCCUGGUGGCGGGUUGCCUCCCCGGAUGUCCAAUCAGAGCAGUGUGGACUCGGAAAGAGAAGAUGAUGAGGACAGAGGCCGGGAUUCUGGGGAUGAGGACGACGACAAUGAGAUGAUGGAGGGGGAUGAGGGGAGUGACGAGGACGAGGGAAGUGCCAGUGGUCUGGAGUUCCUCCGCAAGCAGACCCUCGCUUUGCAGCAGAGCGCCUCUCGCAUGCCAGCCCGUCCAUUUGGUAGUUACUCUGCUUCGGCCCCCCAGAGGGCUGCGUCCCCACCUAUCAGAGUAAAGCAGGAACCUGAUGAGGGCCUGUCUCCUGCAGGGCCUCACUCUGCUACCUCUCCUAAUGGACAAGCCGAAUGGAACUUUGAUGAUCACUUCAGACAGAAUGGAAGUGGAGGCUGGGCGGAUGAGGCCGACAGUAGCAGAGGAAGAGGAGAAGCCUCCAGAGACUUUGCUAAGCUGUAUGAACUGGACAAUGACCCCAAAAGGAAGGAGUUUUUAGAUGACCUCUUCACUUUCAUGCAAAAAAGAGGAACCCCAGUCAAUCGUAUCCCCAUCAUGGCCAAGCAGGUCCUGGAUCUGUACAUGCUGUACAAGCUGGUGACAGAGAAGGGAGGCCUAGUGGAGGUUAUCAACAAGAAGAUCUGGAGAGAAAUCACAAAGGGGCUCAACCUGCCUACCUCCAUCACCAGUGCAGCUUUCACCUUGCGCACACAGUACAUGAAAUACCUGUACCCAUAUGAGUGUGAGAGGAAAGGCCUCAGCUCCCCGGGUGAGCUUCAGGCUGCCAUCGAUAGCAACCGACGUGAAGGUCGUCGUCCAAGCUACAGCAGCAGCCUAUUCCGCUUCUCUCCUUCUCCCAGCACAGCUCCCCAUAUCCUCUCACCUCCCAAGAUGCACCUUUCCGCUCUUGGGGCAGGGACAUCAGGAGCCCUCAAUGGCCUGCAGGCCUCACCAGGACCCUCUCUGAAGAAAGAUGACCUGACCCCUUCCAUCAUGGCAGCGAGACCCUCCAUGGCACUGGCCCUGGGUCAGCAGCAGGUUGCAGGUUUGGCAAGAGCCGCCACAUUGGAACAGCUGAGAGAAAAGCUGGAGACCGGGGUUGGAGAGGGGCCAGAGAGGAAGAUGGCCCGUCUGGCAGAAGAGCAACAGCGUCUGAUGCAGCAGGCUUUCCAGCACAACCUGCUGGCCAUGGCUUCCCAAAUGCCCAUGAACUUGCGCCUGGGAGCCCCCACCAUCACCAGCAGAGAUGAGAAGCAGCAGGACAUGUCUCUUAGCAUCUCAACCAAUGGAAAUGCCAGCAUCACCGUCUCAGUGGAGGUCAAUGGCACAGUCUACUCAGGAACCCUGUUUGCCCAGAAGUCUGGAGGGGCCCCGGGGUCUGCCGUCUCAGCUGCUGCUGCUUCAGCCUCCCCCGCUGGAACCAGCUCUAGCUUUGGCUUCUCUGCACCCAUGGCUCAGAACCUCAGCCCCUCGUCCUCUUCCUCCUCCAAGGGUCCUGGCUCGGCUGAGCCAACCCCCAGUGGGUCACCCUAACUCAGGCUGCCCUUUGUACCUGUUCCCCAGGCCUCUCUUCCACCAGGAGGCCCAGCAAGAAUAUACAGUACAAUGAGAAACCAAUAAGAAUAACAAACUGUUGCACAACAAAUACCUCAUCAACCCUGUCAACCUCUUGGCUGUCCAAUCAUGAACACAGAGCCCAAGAAUAUUAUAUUACAAAUGACAAAUGCACACACAGCUAUGCAUUUUAUUUAACAUACACACACACUACACUACAAGCACACACAAUCAUACAUGUACGAGACACACAACCUACUCACACACACUUGUUAAUCCUAAUGUACAUGCUAAACACAAUCAGCUCAGCCAAAACCCACUGACAGGUGUAGUCACAACUGAACUUGAAAAGUUUUAUUUUAGGACAUUUUGUUUGUUUGUUGCCAUUUUGUUGUCUUUUUGAUUUUGUGUUUUAGAAUGAAUUUAUUUUUAGUUUUUCCUCUUUUUACAUACCUCAAAUCAAGUAACCUGCAGUGGUGUCUUUACCUCAGGAGCUGUAGUAUAUUUAACCUGAAUCAACUUUAUUUUUAUAUUCUUUUUGACCUAGCUGCAAUUAGGGGAAGUCGGGUAAUUCUCACCAGUGGGACCUCAUAUACAAUGCACCCAACUCAGUGACAGGCCUCCAACCCAGGCCCCUCAGGUUUUUCUUUAACACACUGUAGACUCUUGCUGAACUCUGACGAAUGAUCAGAUGCUGUAGAUCAGCACAUUAAAUAUCUACUUACAUGAUCAUCAGAACAUGUCGAGUCCAUUAGAAUGGUUGGAGGAUUAAUAAUGUACACAAACCUCUCAAAUAUGGACCUGAAUUCACCAAACUGUAAACUCUCACUAACAAUGCACAGGAUUUUUAUGUCAACGUACCCUUACUGCAACUCUGCACAAGCUGUUUUUAAACUCGUAGCGCACAAAGUUGGGGGGACAGCCACUCUAAUCCAUCCAGAGCAGGCCUAGCAGACCCUGAGCUCAUUUCUCCAUCCCGCCUCGUGUCUGUGUUACAGAGAGGUAGUACGGAAUCAGGUUUGUUGGCCCCCAUUUUCUUUGUGCGUCUCUCCUCCAGCUGCAGCCACAGAUCUGAAAAUGAAUCAGACGGCAAAAUCGUCAAUGCGUAGUUCUAAGACCUCAUACUGGCCUCUCUGCUCUGGAGGACGUCUCUCUCAGGAAACAACUGCAAGGAUUCGCUGUUAACGUAAAGAAGCAAAACAAAGGAUUCAUAACUGAGGAAUGUGCAAGUCUGCAUGACUGUCCGAGAAUACCUCAUCAGACUCUCUCAAAAGGAGAACAACACUACAUACCUCAAACGGCUGAGAAGCCAUCGAGACUUGACACCCAAACCUGAGAUGGAAAUCCUACCUGAUCCGAAAUGGACAUGAACGUAACCGACACACUGCUGGUGGUUUUUGGGGGCAAUGGAACUUGGGAUGGGCUUGCUAUCUCAUUCUGUAUUUAGUUGUAGAACUUGUGUUAUGCUUGCUUUUGUUUUGUUUUGUUUGGGGUUUUUUUCCCCCUUCUUUUUGGGGUUCCUCUAGUUGAUCUCUGAGAAGAGUGAUACAUCAGCUUUUUUUUUUUUUUUUUCUUUUCAGGGAAGAGGAAAAGAAUAGUUUCUCACUGACACGUGUAGAUUCGUGGGCUUGUUAACAGGUUUCAAGGUUGCAGGAGUCAAAAAAUUUCAAAGCAAAUGACCGUGUUAACCUUAAAUUGACUGCGAAUGCCUGCAUCGCAGUUAAAUCGUCAUGUUUCACGACAGCGGCAAAAUGAUAUGCAUGUGUACAAUCAUGUGACCAGUGUUUUAACACCCUGACCUUCUGGUUCACGUUAGCCUCUGGUUAUUGCACAGCUAGAUACCAAAGACUAGCCAGGUCUCUGCUCUUGAUAGAUCCCAUGUACAAUCCUGCCCACACCUGCUGUGGUGCACAGCAAGACAGUUCAAGGUCUGUUUUAGACUGCAAAAAAUGCGACAUCGAAUCUCAUUCAGUCGGAUGUUGAAAACUGGUGAAAAUCUUGAAGUGAGGUGAAUUCCCUUGUUUCACAUUUUACUGCAUGACUUGUUGGAAAGUGACAGCAGAAGAUAAAUCAAUUUAAGAUGGGAUUUAAAUCAGUUUAAAAUUGGAUUUAAAUCUGAAUAUGACAUGUACAGAUGGACAUUUUUGAUAGCAGAUAUUUAAGUCUUGUUAUCCAGAACAGUAGCUCAGAUGUUGUGGCUUUCCUGAGCUCUCUGCUGAAUUUAAUCUUUUACACUUAUGGACUCUUGAGGCUGGUUGUUAACACAGCAUCCACUUCAUGAUAAUUCAGAAACAGAUGGAUUAACACCCCCCCUGCCCCAAUUAUAAGGUUUUCUCCCUUUAAAGUAAAGUUUCAGCAUUUUGAAAAACCACAAAGGAUGAAAAUGAAUUUUCUAGCUUUAUCUGUGUUGAAUGUGACUCUUUAGAAACCUCUUUGAGCCCAGCGUGAUCGGACGUGGGCAGCCUUGUUGCUUUUAUUGGACUGUAUUUUAGCCAUUACGUGUCAGGUUUUGCAGACAUUUUGCAGUGUAGAUCACGGUUGAGGUUUUGAGGGCUUUGAGGAUGGUGCAGUAGUUCCUUUUGGUGUACCACUCAGAACCCCACAUGACACAUAGCUGUAUUUUAUAAGGGUGAGAACUGUAGAUGCUGCCUUAAAGUAGUUGCUGGUGAGAUCUGGCCAGUGCAGGUUUCACUGCUGAACUGGACAGGGAAAUGUCUUUCUCUUCAAGUUUAAUCCUUUGGAGAGUAAUCACUUUUUAUUUUGGUAAGCAAUUCAAUCAGACUCCAGUUGUCAGUCAUGCUGUUGCAUUAACAACUGAGUUUUGCUAUUUAUUUGUGUUGUUUUUUUUUCUUCCCCUGGUGGACCUUGUUUUUAGUAAGAGUUAAGCUUAAUCACUUAGGCUUAAUCAUUUAUUGAUACAUUUCCUUGUUUCUAAGUCCAAGCAUUCUGUUUCAUCUGCUUAUUCUAAGCAGUGACUGUUUCAUAGUGUAGCUUCACUGCCUUUGAAUGUGUGUGCGUGUGCAUGUGUGCAAGCAGGUUCAGUACAUACAGUGUGUAGAUGCCGUUAUACCGUGUCUACCAAAUUUAUAUAAUACCAUACCGUAGAGUAAUACCAUAGAGAUACUCCAGUUGGCGACAUUGCCACAUCAAAUAUGUCAUAAGAAGGGAUACAAAAGCGUUUUGAUGACAUUUUUUAAAAUCCUUUGUUCACUGAGAACUUAAUACCGACAGUCAUCUUCAGUUGUUGGACACUUUCUCGUGAAGGGAGUGGAAAGUGUUGAGGGUUGGUCAUUCACUUCUCCGCUCUGAUCUCUGGGCUUCAAACCAGCAACCCUUUGGUUCACCUCACUAAUUUUCAGGCUCCUGCCACCUGACUUGCUGCAUGAGUAUAUAUGAUGUGUUGUGUCUGUGCGUGCGUGUGCGUUUGUGUGUGUGUGUGCUUCUACUAGACACCGCCCCUACCUCGUCAUACCACAUUACCUCAGGGCAGUGGGCUGCAGUCACUGUUGUGUUCAAUGUUGAAGCUGCAUUGAGGGACAAGUACUGACAGAAGCUGUGGUCAUUUCGCUGAACGCUACUUUGGAUUUGGUGUUGCAUUUUUGUAUUUUUGUCGUCAGUAACUGCAGGCAAAGUCUCGUCACUCAGGAAGCUGUGAAGUUGGAAGUCUGCAGAACCUCUUGUCUCUCAGAUGAUUUUGGAAUUAAUUCAGUUUUAAAUUGUUUAAAAAUUAACCUGAUCUGUGUAAAAACAGGUGCAUAUGCAAGUGGUUAUUGAAUACCUCAUUUAUCAAUUUUAUGUUGUUGUUUUUGGCUUGUACAAUGCUCCGUAUAUUAAUUCAACUGUGGGGUUUGUGCAUAUUUUUGUACUGUUAUUAUUAUUAUGGACAUGAUAAUAAUGAUAUUACUUAUACUAUAGUUUUCUCUUUGAUUAAAGCAAACAAAAAAUAGGACAAAACUCUUGAAUGCUUGUAAAAACUGGUUUGUGCUGAUUGUAUUUAAGAGGAGCACUUUUCCAAAGUGGUUUUCACACAUUCAGUUUUGUUCAUAUUAGUAAUAUAAAGAUAUGGUUCUCAGGGCUUUAAACUUGUAUGUCAUGAUAAAGUUUUACUUUAUAUCU